Molecule: messenger RNA, 603 nt
Organism: Arachis ipaensis
Lineage: Eukaryota; Viridiplantae; Streptophyta; Magnoliopsida; Fabales; Fabaceae
Source: RefSeq, a predicted model, not a curated record
AUGUUGUCAUCCUCAACCUCAAGGAUCACUUUCAUUUCUAGGUAUUCUCUUCUCCAAAUCCCUAAUUUUGUUUCCUUCCCUUCCUCUUCAUCCCUUCACUCUCAUUCUGAGCCCCCAUCCCUUCGUGAAGUUGAUGAAGCUGUUCAUUCCUUCACUCGCAUGCUCUCUAUGCGUCGCCCUCCAUCCAUCAUCCAAUUCACCAAGAUUUUGGGAUCUCUUGCCAAGACCAACCAUUUCUCCACCGCCAUUUCCCUUUUUCAGCAAUUGCAAGCCAGGGGAAUCGCUCCCGACUUAUUUACUUUGAGCAUCGUAAUUAAUUGUUGUUGUGGCAUGGGUCGUAUGACACUUGCUUUCUCUGUAUUGGCCAAGAUUUUCAGAAUGGAUUAUCAACCUGAUACGGUAACAUUGAAUACACUCGUUAAAGGUCUCUUUCUCUGUGGUAGUGUUGAAAAAGCAGUGAGCUUUCAUGACAGAGUGCUGGCUCAUGGAUUUCAGUUUAAUCAAGUCACUUAUGGGACCUUGAUCAAUGGGCUCUGUAAGACCGGACACACGUCAGCUGCUAUUCAAGUGUUUAAUCAGUUUCAUGUACAGCGCAAUUAUUGA